AAAAUAUGAACAGAUUCUGUGAUUAUAAAUCUUGUCAAUACUUCAUUAAAUAACCUACAAUAGAAUAAAGAUCUAAAUUGAAUAAGGUCAUGUGUCCAUUAUGUAUGGGUGCCAACUAUUGUAGUACUAGAUGUAGAGAUCUUGAUUGGUAAAUUUUUAUAUGAUAUUAAAAAGGCCAAUAUAUCAUAAAGAUAUUUGCAAAAAGUCAUAGCCAGAUAGAGCACGAUCUUGUAAUGAUACUAUUGAUUCUUGUUCAACAACAAGUGUGAGAAGAAAGCCAGAAGAGUUUGAAAUUAUAAUGAUUGGGAGUAAGUAAGAGUUAGGUAGAGGAUCAUAUGGUUCAGUUAAAUUAGUCAAAGACAAAUAGAAUGGCUUAUUGUAUGCAAUGAAAAUUGUAAGAAUGUGAUUAAAAUUUGUAGAUGAAUAAGAGAUAAGUUUUUGAAUAUUGUUCAGUAGAAAACCUGAAAAGGGAGAUAAAAAUACAACGUAAAUUGGUUCAUCCUCAUAUUUGCAAAUUAUAUCAUUAUUUUGAAGAUAAGGAAAAUGUUUAUUUGAUACUUGAAUAUGCAUGUAUUAUGUUUAUUAAAUAGAAAAUGGAUCUGUUUUUAAUUACAUAAAAAAACGAUCAAAAUUACCUGAAAAUGAAGCAUUUGUUUAUUUCUUCUAAACAUGUUUGGGCAUAGAUUAUCUACAUAAAAAUAAGAUUAUCCAUAGAGAUUUAAAACCAGAAAAUUUACUAUUGGAUCAUGAUGGUAAUGUGAAAAUAUGUGAUUUUGGUUGGAGUGCUGAAAGUUUAACAGAGAAAAGAAUGACUUUUUGUGGAACAUAUGAAUAUAUGGUAUAUUUAUUUAUUUAAAUAUCUAGGCACCUGAAAUGUUAAAUAAGCAACCACAUGAUUUCAGUUUAGAUGUUUGGAGUUUGGGUAUAUUAUUAUAUGAAUUAUUGCAUGGAAAUGCACCAUAUAGAGGAAAGAACAAUGAAGAAUUAGGAAAUAAAAUAAAAUCUGGAUAACCUAUCAAUUUUGCAUCGACAUUAUCUAAUGAAGUUAUUACACUUAUUAAAGGAAUCUUAAAAUAUAUUCCUGGAGAACGUUUAACAAUGGCCUAAAUUUUUGAUCAUCCAUGGAUGGUUAAACAUGCUGCUAGUUAUAAAAUUGAUAUUUGGACUUUUGUUUAUAAAACUUAAUAUCCAACAAGAUAAAUUCCAACUGCCAAUUUCCAAUAGAAAUAAAAAACAAUUGAGAUUUAAAAAAAAGAAACAUUAUCUAGACCUAUUUCAUAAGAUUACAAUAAAUUAAAAGAAUAAUCUAUAAAUAAUAAUAAUACUAUAGAUUAUAAGGCUUAUUAGAAUGAGUACAAUAAUAUUAAUAAAUAAGAAGAUUUUAAUAAACCUAGAAUUAGUAGAGUAUCAAAUAGAAAUGAGAUUAUGAUGCAUCAACAUUAAUUAUAAUAAUAAUAAUAAGAAGAGAAAUUAACUUUUAUGGACAGAGUGUUUCUAGCAUUUGGAUGUUUAAAUAGAGAGAAAAAAUGA
Messenger RNA from Paramecium primaurelia, 1530 nucleotides. NCBI's taxonomy places the organism in Eukaryota, Ciliophora, Oligohymenophorea, Peniculida, Parameciidae. The record is from the annotation of a GenBank genome assembly.